Messenger RNA from Solea senegalensis (Senegalese sole), 4126 nucleotides. RefSeq names its product high mobility group AT-hook 2b. Bases 410 to 754 code for a protein of 114 amino acids. The transcript is spliced from 6 exons. Gene Ontology annotation, cellular component: chromatin; nucleus. Gene Ontology annotation, biological process: regulation of DNA-templated transcription. Gene Ontology annotation, molecular function: DNA binding; transcription coregulator activity. NCBI's taxonomy places the organism in Eukaryota, Metazoa, Chordata, Actinopteri, Pleuronectiformes, Soleidae. The record is from RefSeq and is a predicted model, not a curated record.
UCGCUCUUUCUUGAAACAUGCUUUAAUAGAGAAAGUAUGCAAUGCAUACAGCUCUGCUACAACCCCCCAUUAUACUGCAACUGGGGUAUUCGUGACUGGACGUCUGGGGGGGAUCACACACAUUUCCGAUUAGAGGAGGAAGGAGAGAGAGAGCGAGGGAGAGAGAGAGAGCGAGAGGGAGAGAGAGAGAGAUUGCCCUUUCAUUCCAGCCAAUGAGACGGUCGAUACACUAAGAUUUUCAUAGUUGUGCACGAGCUCAAAAGUGAUCGGAGUGUCGGAACUUCCAGGUAAAACUGCAAAAGCCGACUUCAAGCUCCUGAUUCUCAGGUCUUCUCCACUUUAAGCCCUCGAGGCCGCUUCUCUAGGCUUUGAUGCCCACACUCUUAAAAGCAGGUGGACAGACACAGGCAUGAGUAGCAGUGGGACCAAAGAGCCGUCUCCCCAGCCGAGCACUGCCCAGUCACCUCCUGAGCCUCCACGCCGGGGGAGGGGUCGGCCACGGAAACAGCAGCAGGAGCCCGUUGGACCCCCGACUCCAAAGCGACCAAGAGGACGACCGAAAGGCAGCAAGAACAAAGGCCCAAGAACUGCACCUAAGAAAGUAGAGCCCACUGGGGAGCGGCGACCACGCGGGCGACCGAGGAAAUGGCCUCAGAAAGUGGCGCAAGUAACCGAGGAGCAGCAGGGCUCUUCAGAGGAGGCUGAGGAGGGUCCCUCGUCGUCUCAGGUUCCAGCACAGGAGGAAGGGGAGUAGAUAGGACACCUGCCUACCUACCUCAAGGUUUGGCCUCAAGCAAAACAGGUGGCACAAACCAAACUGUGGCUGUGAUGGGGAUUCAGGAACACACAUACACACACACACACACACACACACACACACUCGCAUACAGACACGUGCACAAUCAUUGCUAGUGGUUUAUUCACAAAUGAAAUACUCAACCCUGGAUAUUUUUUUAAACAUCAGUGAUUAGGGAUUUUUAUUAUGACGGAGUAAUAGGGCCACAUUGAGAAAAAAAAAAAAUUCACAGACUUCGAGAUUAAAGUCGUAAAAUUUACGACUUUAAUCUCGUAAAUUUACGAGAAAAGUCCGCCUGGUUCUCUCUGCGGAAAAGAUGCAUUUUUUUGUUCUCCCCUCUUCUAAAACAACAGGUUGGAGUAUUACAACUUUAUUCUCGUAAAUGUAUGACUUUAUUCUUGCUUUAAUCUCAUACAUUUAUGACUUUGAGACUUUAUUCUAAAAGAAAUUUCUCAAUGUGGCCCUAAUACGUAUUUUAUGUCUUAAAUUCAAGGCUUUUUUUUUUUUAAUCUGGGGAAAAUAUGUUCUGUAGUUCCCCUAAUAGUUGAAUUAUCCCUUUAAGAAAACCUUGCACUGAGCCCCUCCGCCUGAGUGUGUACGUGUGCAUGUGUGUGUGUGUGUGUGUGUGAGUGUGUGGUCGUAUGGCGAGGGGACAGGAUGGCAGGUGGAAAAUAAAAAUAAAGGCGUUGAGGGAGGUUUAGAAGAACAAAAAGGAACCAAACUGAAUGGUUUUUUUCAUUGAAAGAUGUUUGUGACUGAAUCCUCAUGUGAAACAGGAGCAAAGCGUAGACAUUUGGAACGAUGUUGCAGUAUAAACGUGCGCCGAUGUCAUGAUGAUGAAAAGGUUUUAUUCCAAAAUGAAAUAUCCAACGUUGGGAGGGGGACGGAAAAAAAAAUGUCUUCCUCGCUUUGAAUUACAUUAGCUCAAUAACCUCGAUAAAAAAAAAAAGUGCAUUUGUGUCCUUCCAUCCUAUCUAUAUGUAUACACACACACAUGCAUUUGUGUGUGUGUAUACAUAUAUAUAUAGUCUGUCAUUUUACCAUUCUCAGGAUUUCACUAUUACAGUGCUUUUUACAAGAUAUUGAAACCUCAGGUACAAAACUAUUCAGGAACAUGUUGUCAGUCUACUCAGUAAUAAUUAUUGUGCUGUGUUUGUUGUGCAUUUCUUAUCUGUAUUUGACAUUACCAGUAUGCCUAUACACGAAGACCUCACGUAAACCUCAGUUACCCUCAGUCUCUUAUAAUCUCUCAUUCUACCUCAGUGACACAAAAAAAAAAGAAGAAAAAAAAGACCGGUCUCAAACAAAUACAUUCUCCACUCCCUCAGCAGUGACGCACACUCUCAUCACUUCAAAACACACACACACACACACACACACGCACACGCGCGCACACACACAGGCUCCUGUGCAGAUAUAUAUCACACAGACAGGCAAAGGGUUUACAGGCAUAUAUGCAAAAAAACGUUACACUGCGGUACAGGUGUGCAAGCGAAAGCAUCGGUGUCAGAUCUUUAAAAGAUGAAGCAAGACUCGGUUUGUUCUCCUGGGAAAUAAAAAAAGAAAAUGCAGCCAAUAGUUUACAACAACCUGAUGAAAUACUUGCUUUUUUCUUUUUUUUUUUUUAUUAUAUAGGGUGUAGUCCUGUUUGAAAAUGUUUGUUUGUUUGUUUUUUUUUGUUUCCGAUACUUCUUUCUCAUUGGUUCUGCAUCAUUUCUUUAGAUUCAUAUACACUGUAAAUUGUACGCGUGACACUCGACCACACAGUGUCGAUGUGCGUGACAGUUAUGGACAACAACGGCAUUGUAUGGAAAGUGACUAAAUAAAUAAUGAGUGAUCCAUUAAAAGCUCAAAUACUCUACGCUACAAUACUGCUAACCCUGUCUUUGCAGGACCACGUUUUUAAGGAGGAGAAAAAAAGGACCCAGUUCGUACCUUGUUUUUCUUUCUUUCUGAUUUGGCUGUAAUGUCACGGUGUGACAGUAAUAGAUGUGACACACACAGAGUGCCGUUAUCUGCCAUCUAUGCCGUAUGAGUGUCGGAACAGGUGAAGCUGUAGCGGGAUUUUACCAUAAUGUUUCAUACUGCAUAUUUCCAGGUUGUCUCGUUCUAAAGGGUCAUCUCACUGUAAUGAGUCGAGUGUGUUACUGUCAACAGUGUGUCAUCUGAGAGAGCCCUCACUUUAAUAAAACUAAUUAAACCUAGUAUACUUCAUCGUCAUAAUAGUUUGAUUUUAGAUUGUAUUCUUAACUUAGCAAGAUAACAUUUAGUCACAUAGUAAUACUGCUAUUUGUUUUAGGCGGAAAUGUAGAUUAACAAACACUUUUGUUUGGAUGAAAACAAAAAGAAAAUCAAAGGUACAGAAAUGUUUCUUUAACUUAGAUGUUCAGAAUUUCAGCACUGAAACUGACGACAAAUGCAAAAAAAAACAAAACGACCAGCUUCAUAUAUGUAUAGAUUCUGUGGGAUUUCAUGAUCAAACAUGGACUACAUAUUACUUAAUAGUUGUUUCUUACAUGACUUGAAUAUCACCCGUCAUUUACUGUAUACUGUAUAUUAAGUGUUUAUCCACUAGAACUUGUGUUAUGUUAUCACUGAUGAUUAUGUUGUAUCCCAGUCAUUUUAUGUAUUUCAGCAUUGUUUACUAAAUUGCUGCCAGAAGGGCUUGGUCCAUUUACAGACAUGUAUGUUUUUUUUUGCUCAGCUGCGUUGGCUUUACUGUUUUGUUUUUUUUUCAUUAUUAUUAUUAUUAUUAUGUGUUGCCCUAAGGACUACCUCUGUAAACAAACAAACAAAUAAACAAACAAACAAAGCCCAGGUCGUCCACGAGGAAACUUUCCAUCAGACCUGCACGGCCACAUGGAUGAAAUCUUGAACUAACUGUACUGUCGUAGUCCACUCAUCUCAUCUCACUACAUUCAUAUCACCGCAGGUGAAUGGAAGUCAGCUUGAAGGGUGCUAUUCUUUUUAUCAUUAUUAUUAUUUUACACCAGCUGAGUCAAUGAUUGUUGUUUUACACAAGCUGUGUCUGGAUAUUUACUCUCUAUAAUAUGGGGUCAACGUUUGUUUUUUGUGAUCUUACUGAUAGUGAUGGAGUUACAUGCCGUACUUGAUCCGUUCUCAACUAUUGAACAGUUGAAGUGUAACUUGAGAAAUCCUAUUUUUAUGCCUUUCUUUUUAACACCCAUUUUGUAGUUUCAUUGAUGUCUCGUCAUCCACUUCAUUAACUGAACUCACAAAACCUGUGCUAUAUAUAUUUGUUAUGAUUCUUUAUCAUGUGUUUCAUGUUAUUCUGCUUCUUUAUCGCUUAUCAAUAAAAUAUCACACCUA